This is a messenger RNA of Plectropomus leopardus (leopard coralgrouper), 527 nucleotides long. Lineage: Eukaryota; Metazoa; Chordata; Actinopteri; Perciformes; Serranidae. The record is from RefSeq and is a predicted model, not a curated record.
AAAGAGUAUUUGGAUAAGGAAGAUAAUAUUCCACUAAAUAUUGCUGUCACGGGAGAGGCAGGCACUGGUAAAUCUUCCUUUGUUAAUGCAUUCAGAGGCAUGGAUGAUGGGGAUGAGAGAGCCGCCCCUACUGGUGUUACAGAAACCACCUCAGAGCCUACACCAUACCCCCAUCCAAACUUUCCCAGUGUUACACUCUGGGAUCUUCCUGGUGUUGGCACCACCAAGUUUCCAGCUAAGGAGUACCUGAAGCUUGUUGGAUUUGAAAGGUUUGACUUCUUCAUCAUCAUCUCAGACACUCGCUUCAGAGAACAUGAUGUGAAGCUCGCUCAGGAGAUUAAAAAGAUGAAGAAAGAGUUCUACUUUGUUCGCUCAAAGAUUGACAUUGACAUACGUAAUGAGGAAAGAAAACAGAAGUCAGAGUUCAAUAAAGAAAGGACUCUUGAAAAAAUCAGGGAGAACUGCAUUCAAGGUAAGUGACUUCUGUGAUGACACAGCAGUGAGAUUAAUGUCAGUCAUCAAAAACA